Messenger RNA from Malania oleifera, 2987 nucleotides. Its product is annotated as linoleate 13S-lipoxygenase 2-1, chloroplastic. Gene Ontology annotation, biological process: lipid oxidation. The transcript is spliced from 9 exons. Bases 9 to 2873 code for a protein of 954 amino acids. The record is from RefSeq and is a predicted model, not a curated record. Gene Ontology annotation, molecular function: metal ion binding; oxidoreductase activity, acting on single donors with incorporation of molecular oxygen, incorporation of two atoms of oxygen; protein binding. Lineage: Eukaryota; Viridiplantae; Streptophyta; Magnoliopsida; Santalales; Ximeniaceae.
CUCUAUAUAUGUGGCAAACAAAGACAGCCUCUGCGCACACUAAUCUCAUCUCUCGUCAUAACCUCAAGCUCUCCCUGUCCCUGGCCUUCACCCACCACACUCUCAUUUUCCACCAAACCCCAACAAUCAUGUCCACGAACAUUGCUCUUACCCUGCCCCAUCCUGCACGGAGACUCUUCCCCCGGCCCAACGCCGGGGCCGGGCCUUCCUCCCCCGCCCGGCAGAGGCAGCCGGUCUUACCACUGCUUUACCCAUUUAACCCGAAGAACAAGAACAGUAGGAAAAACCAUAGAGCUAUUGUGUCCCAGGCCGCCGGCAAUACUAGUAGUAAUAUAAGUGGGGCUGUUGCUAGCUCCGCCGCGGAGCAGACUAGUACAUCUGUGAAGGCGGUGGUGACGGUGAAGGUCACCGCCGGCGGGUUCUUGUCCAGCCUUGAUCUCUCCAAAGGGCUCGACGAUAUUUCUGAUCUGCUCGGGAAAACACUCAUCUUGGAGCUCGUUAGCUCUGAGCUUGAUCCCAAGACGGGGAAGGAGAAGAAGACGAUAAGGAACUACGCGCACAGGGUGAGGCAGGACAAGGACGAGGUGAGGUACGAGUCGGAGAUGGAGGUUCCCGGCGACUUCGGGGAGGUGGGGGCGGUUCUGGUGGAGAACGAACACCAUAAGGAGAUGUACCUCAAGUCCAUCUCCCUCGACGGCUUCCUCACUGGCCCCCUCUUCUUCACCUGCAACUCCUGGGUCCACUCCAAAUUUGACAAUCCUCAAAAAAGAAUUUUCUUCUCCAACAAGUCAUUCUUGCCAUCCCAGACACCAAACGGACUGAGGCGCAUGAGAGAGAAAGAACUCGCGAUCUUACGAGGCAACGGAGAAGGAGAGCGCAAGACGUUCGAGAGGAUCUACGAUUAUGACACGUACAAUGACAUCGGGGAUCCUGACAGUAGUGCUGAUUAUACCCGACCAGUGUUAGGUGGUAAGAAGCACCCAUACCCAAGGCGUUGCAGAACGGGUCGCCCACCGAGUAAGAAUGAUCCACUGUCGGAGUCAAGGAGUAGCUCCGUUUAUGUGCCAAGGGAUGAAUGCUUCUCAGAGGUGAAGGAGCUAACGUUCUCAGUAAAGACAGUAUCUUCAGUAUUGCAUGCAUUGCUACCAUCUCUGGAGACAGCACUUGUGGACAGUAACCUUGGAUUUCCAUACUUCACGGCCAUAGAUUCACUGUUCAAUGAAGGUAUCAAUGUGCCCAAGCUCAAGAAGCAAGGUUUCUUCAAAACUCUCUUGCCUAGGCUAGUGAAGGCCAUCUCUGAUGCUGAAGACAAUGUCUUGCGCUUUGAGACCCCCGAGUUGUAUGAGAGGGACAAGUUUGCUUGGUUUAGGGAUGAAGAAUUCUCUCGCCAGACUCUCGCUGGUCUCAACCCCUAUAGCAUUCAGUUGGUCACGGAAUGGCCAUUGAAGAGCAAACUUGACCCCAAUAUCUAUGGCUCGCCUGAAUCAGCAAUCACAACAGAGAUGGUCGAGCAACAAAUAAGAGGUUUCAUGACUAUUGACGAGGCCAUAAAAAAUAAGAAGCUGUUCAUAUUGGACUACCAUGAUGCAUUCUUACCAUAUGUGAACAAAGUGCGACAGCUCAAAGGAACAACGUUAUACGCGUCACGGACGCUGUUCUUCCUAACCCCUGAUAGCACGCUAAAGGUACUUGCCAUUGAGCUGACUCGACCGCCUUCAGAGGCAAAGCCACAGUGGAAGCAAGUGUUCACGCCCACCUGGGAUGCCACUUCUUGCUGGCUUUGGAGGCUUGCUAAGGCUCAUGUCGUUGCUCACGACUCUGGCUAUCACCAGCUUGUCAGUCACUGGCUAAGAACUCAUUGUUGCACCGAACCUUAUAUAAUUGCAACAAAUCGGCAACUCAGUGCGAUGCAUCCAAUCUAUAGGCUGCUACACCCAUACUUCAGGUAUACUAUGGAAAUCAAUGCUCUUGCUCGUGAAGCCCUUAUUAAUGCAGGGGGAAUCAUUGAAGGCGCAUUCUCACCUGGCAAGUAUUCCAUGGAGCUCAGUUCUGCCAUUUAUGACCUGCAGUGGCAGUUUGACAAGCAGGCAUUGCCAGCGGACCUAAUCAACAGGGGACUGGCUGUUGAGGAUCCAAGUGCUCCACAUGGUCUGAAGCUUACGAUCGAAGACAACCCAUUUGCUAAUGAUGGUCUCCUGCUUUGGGAGGCCAUUAAACAAUGGGUGACUGACUAUGUCAACCAAUACUACCCGGAUCCCAGCCUAGUUGAGUCAGACCCAGAGCUUCAAUCAUGGUGGACAGAAAUCCGAACAAAAGGCCAUGCAGAUAAGAAGGAUGAACCAUGGUGGCCGGUUCUCAAAACCCCGAAAGACCUUAUUGAUAUUCUCACAAUUAUAAUAUGGGUAACCUCUGGUCACCACGCCGCUGUGAACUUUGGGCAGUACCAUUAUGCAGGUUAUUUUCCAAACAGGCCUACAAUAGCGAGAACCAACAUGCCCACCGAAGACCCAACUGACGAAGGCCGGAAGUUCUUCUUGGACAAGCCUGAGAUUGCACUUUUGAUGUGCUUCCCUUCGCAGAUUCAGGCAACAAAAGUUAUGGCUGUUUUGGAUGUGUUAUCAAAUCAUUCUCCUGAUGAGGAGUACAUAGGGGAGAAGCCCGAGCCCUCGUGGGCUGAAGACCCUAUUGUAAAUGCUGCCUUCGAAAGGUUUACAGGGCGGUUGAAGGAGUUUGAAGGGAUCAUUGAUGAUAGGAAUGCAGACUGCAAUUUGAAGAACAGAAAUGGGGCUGGUGUUGUGCCUUACGAGCUUUUGAAGCCAUUCUCGAAACCUGGGGUGACAGGAAGUGGAGUUCCAAACAGCAUCUCCAUCUGAAAUUGAGAUGCAUUGAAACCUAGGGGGUUUAAGUUUUGAACUUGUUGAUGAGAGCAGAGAUGUAAUGCUUGUUGAAUAAAUUAAUAGCAGCAAAUGUGUUUUAUUUUCUCCUAA